This is a messenger RNA of Oreochromis niloticus (Nile tilapia), 2648 nucleotides long. RefSeq names its product G patch domain and ankyrin repeats 1 (gene gpank1). Bases 1111 to 2178 code for a protein of 355 amino acids. The record is from RefSeq and is a predicted model, not a curated record. Lineage: Eukaryota; Metazoa; Chordata; Actinopteri; Cichliformes; Cichlidae. The transcript is spliced from 5 exons. Gene Ontology annotation, molecular function: nucleic acid binding; protein binding.
UUUUGGGGAAUUUUUCUUGUUUCUUGUGGAAGGGUGAUCUUUUGUGGAAGGUAAAGAAGUACAUAGAACUUGCAUUUGUUGGCAUAAAAUGAAUGCAAGGGAGAAAGAAGAGACUAAAUGAAUAUUUAUGAUGACAUAAAGAGGUAUAAAGGAAAUGAGUUAAUAAAGUUGUCAGAAGUGGUCAGGAAACAGCCAGGUUAACAUAAGGAAAAGGCAAAACACACUCCGAGUCACUGAGACUAAAAUAUGAUACAUCGAUUUUAAUUAGACCUGUGUCUAUAUAUUUUUGCAAAACAACCUCUGAAGGCAAAGUGUAAAUCACCUGACAUAUGAAAUAACAUGUUACACUACAGUUGCUGAGAUGUGCUCCCAGAAGGGAUACACGUCUGAAGAUUUCCACACGUCACACGUGUGGAAACUGUUCACACUGCCAUUCUCACAGUGUGAACAGUAGUUAAAUAUGUGGAUUUUUAUUGAUGUAGAUUAAAAAAGGCCUUUCACAUAUUAAGGUAGUACUUGUAUGUUGAAUGCAUUAAGCAUGUUCAACUAUUUUCUUUUAGUGAAAUAAAAGGCCAGUAAUUCUUUUUAAUUUUUUAAGGUAGGGUGAAAAAAAUAUAAACUGAAAAAAGUAAAAACGAAAGCAGCAUCAGGCUUGAUAGGUGGCAGUGACGUCUGAGUUUAUGAAUUAUAUAUUUAGUUAUUGAGGGAUAUUAGAUCAAACAAUUGUAAUGUAGCUGCGGUCGUCUGUAGGUUUGUGUUUCAAAGGGUGCAGUGUAAAGGAGGAGACGGUAGGUGGCAGCACUCACUGUUAUUCACACUUGUUUUUCCACGGAAAUAAGGACAUUAUUUUGAAGCUGCUUCCUGUUAUCAAAUCGACUCGAGAAUUUUUAAUGUAAUCGGUUGUUUAACUUGUGACUCUAGGUUAUGUUAUAUCUUCAUCAUAAAUGAGCUUUAAGGAGACUUUGGAGUGGCUGAAUCUCGUUGGUAAUCUGAAAUGAUCGCACACUGUGGUGCUGCAGUUAGAUACAAACACCGCUGACUUUAAGAUCUGCUUCUUUCACGUAACUGUAAACGACCUGUCUGAGAUACCUGAAGUUACGGUCACUUCUUAUGGCUGCUUUCGGCUUUACUCCUGCCAGAGAGCAGGAUCUUUUUAGCUUUGAAGCGGAACAGUCCAGCUCAAAAACAAGCAGCGGACUCAGCGGGGAAGAGGCCAAGCGUUUCUAUGAAAGCUUAACGAAAGAUGAGAAGGGGGGAGAUGGAUUAAAAGGUGCAGUUAGUAAGAAAGGCAGGGAACCUCAGACUAGACAGGAGAGUAGAGAGUCCAGAAGAAGAGCGAUGAGGAGGGUGAGAGCUGUGGAAGCACAGCAGGGUCAGAGUGGAGGGAGUCAAUCAGAGACUGGACACUCAGAAAGAACCAUGGAGCUGCUGGGUCUGCGGCUACUGCGCUUUGCCCAUGAGGGAGACAUCCCUGGGCUCAAAGAGGUCCUCUCAAAGGGGGUCGACAUCAACUACCAGGACACUUUCUUCUGGACAGCUGUAAUGUGUGCAAGCUGGUCAGGGCAAAGAGCUGCGGUGAGGCUUCUGCUGCAGCACGGAGCGGCCUGGGUCGGAGUGGUUGACACAAAGGGCAGGGAUGCCAAAGACCUGGCAGUGGAAGCUGGCCACAAUGAAGUGUUGGAGGAGCUGUUGAGCUACGGGAGAAGACCAAAGAGAGAGACACCGUCUGACAGCAGUUCCCUCCAGCCUCAGUGGUGCGACGUGUGUCGUGACGAGUACAGCAGCAGCCUGCCGUCACAUCUCUCCUCCACCCUGCAUCAGUUCAAUCUGCGACGUCCUCCACCCACCCCUUACUACUGCCUCCCCCCCUCCAGCAACAGCUUCAAGAUGAUGGUUCGUUGUGGCUGGAAACCAGGAACAGGGCUGGGGCCACAGGGAGAGGGGCCCAAACAGCCAGUGCCUACUGUGCUGAAGAGAGACCAGAAGGGUCUGGGAUACGGACAGAUGAAAAGAGCCAAAGUGACUCACUUCCAAGCCAGAGACUGUGAAGCUGUGAAACCACCAUCUAAGGACAAAGUGGGGAUUGGAAUGAAAGGACAGAGGAAGGAAGAAAGUAGGAAAAAAGAGCAAAAAGACAGGAACUGGGAAAGAGACUUCCGUGCCUCUUUUUAUCUUUGACACUGGCUCAUUCACAUCUGCAUUUGAAACACAUAAAUCAUGACGCUGAGUUGUUUAUUAAAGCUUUGACAGAGUUUGUUGGGUGUGUCUGUGAAGUGACUUUAAAUGGAGCUUAACGGAUCAGAGCUCGUGCUGUCUGUUUACGGCGUCAGCUGCUGUUUGCUCAAUGAUUGAAUGUGUGGCAAAAGGUUUUCAUUCAUGUUCAUGAGGAUUUCAAUUACACUGUGACUGAAUGUGUCUGAGCCACAAAGGUGUUAAAGGGUUACAUUAUAAUGUUUCAUUCGCAUUCAGCAAAAAGAAAAAAACCCAACAAGACCGAUCUUAUCAUGAAGAACACUGAUUAUUAUUGCUCAUGAUCCAGGCAUGUACAAAUUCUUUAGUGUCAUAAAACAGUGUAGACUUUUUUAUAUUAAAGAUUAAAGAAGAAAAGAGUUUCUUUUAGAUAUUAAAGUUGAUUCUAUGAAGAAAAA